Messenger RNA from Cuscuta campestris, 1356 nucleotides. Lineage: Eukaryota; Viridiplantae; Streptophyta; Magnoliopsida; Solanales; Convolvulaceae. The record is from the annotation of a GenBank genome assembly.
UCCAGCCACUGCCCCCCAUUAAUCUUCAUCGCACGCCUCUUCUCUCCUCAUUACAAAUCUCAGCUUCGAUCCUUCGCACAUAUAUAUUCUCUCUCUAAAACAUAUAUAUUUUGGAGAAUACUUAUAAACAGAGGGAAGAAAGAAUGGCGGAUACUAAUCAGCCUGGAAUGGAAGGGAGCCAGCCGGUGGAUCUUUCCAAACACCCGUCUGGAAUUGUGCCCACCCUCCAGAACAUUGUCUCAACUGUCAAUUUGGAUUGCAAAUUGGAUCUUAAGGCUAUUGCAUUGCAUGCUCGCAAUGCAGAAUACAAUCCGAAGCGUUUUGCUGCAGUUAUAAUGCGGAUAAGGGAGCCAAAAACUACAGCUUUGAUCUUUGCAUCUGGGAAAAUGGUUUGCACUGGAGCAAAGAGUGAAGAACAAUCAAGGCUUGCAGCAAGGAAGUAUGCACGUAUCAUCCAGAAGCUUGGCUUCCCUGCCAAAUUUAAGGAUUUUAAGAUUCAGAACAUAGUUGGCUCAUGUGAUGUGAAAUUCCCCAUCAGACUUGAGGGGUUGGCUUAUUCUCAUGGUGCAUUUUCAAGUUAUGAGCCAGAACUGUUUCCAGGAUUAAUAUACCGGAUGAAGCAACCAAAGAUUGUGCUUCUUAUCUUCGUGUCUGGAAAAAUCGUUCUCACUGGAGCAAAGGUGCGAGAGGAGACGUACGCGGCUUUUGAAAAUAUUUACCCUGUGCUUACAGAGUUCAGGAAGAACCAGCAGUGGUAAGCAUAACCGUUCCCUUCUCCUUUCCUCCCCUUAGGGCCUGUUUGGCUCACGGGGAAAACGUGUACCCACCCACCCCCUCUCCUCACUCUAUUUACUUGAACCAAACACACCCUAAGCCCUAAGGCAUAUACUCCAUAAUUUGCGCUCUACCAUCUUGGUUCGACGUAUUAUUCAAAAAGUUCAUUUUGUUUUACACAGAUGCUUCAAUUGGAGUCAUGGUAUCCACAGCCUAAAUGGAGGGGGAAUACUUCUUCCUUUACUUGGUGGCAUUGGCACAUGAAAUGUGAAUAUCUGAUAGUGUGUCCCUUGGAUGGAGCUCUGCCUGCCCUUUGGCACCUCAAAGUAAAAACCUUAAUAUAAAUCUUUCUCAUGUUUGCCUCUCUGUUCUGGGGUUUUCACAUCUGCCUGAGUUACUACUGUAUAAAUGAUGGAUAACUGGCAUUUCUUCUCAUGGCCAUAUGUAUUUGAGAAGCCUGUCUAAAUGCAAUCAAAAUUUUGCUUUCAAAUGCACCAACAUAUAUGUCUCCUAAAAAACCAUUUUCCAUCACGGAUAAUUUGGUACGCAAGUCAUUACUUCGAAUAAUAUGUUGUCGGAACU